Messenger RNA from Prinia subflava (tawny-flanked prinia), 1265 nucleotides. RefSeq names its product ribosome production factor 2 homolog (gene RPF2). The transcript has 10 exons. Gene Ontology annotation, molecular function: rRNA binding. Gene Ontology annotation, biological process: ribosomal large subunit assembly; maturation of LSU-rRNA from tricistronic rRNA transcript (SSU-rRNA, 5.8S rRNA, LSU-rRNA). The record is from RefSeq and is a predicted model, not a curated record. Gene Ontology annotation, cellular component: nucleolus. The coding region runs from base 133 to 1053 and encodes 306 amino acids. NCBI's taxonomy places the organism in Eukaryota, Metazoa, Chordata, Aves, Passeriformes, Cisticolidae.
UCCCCGCUCCAGCCCCUUCGCCGCGCGGGACGAGAGCAGCGCCCGCGCCCCGCCCCGCCCCGCCCCGCCCCGCGCGCCCGGCGGAUGUGACGCGCGCCGAGGCUCCCGCACAUCCCGCACGUGAGGGCGGCCAUGGAUGCGCUGGACCGGGUGGUAAAGCCUAAAACUAAGAGAGCAAAAAGAUUUCUUGAGAAGAGAGAACCCAAGCUAAAUGAAAAUACAAAAAAUGCUAUGCUCAUAAGAGGAGGAAAUGCAAAUUUAACCGUGACUGAAGUGCUUAAAGACAUUUACGCUGUGAAGAAGCCUUUUGCUGUGCUGUAUAAAAGGAAAAAUAUUACUAGGCCUUUUGAGGACCAAACAUCAUUGGAGUUUUUUUCCAAGAAAUCUGAUUGUUCUCUGUUUCUCUUCGGCUCUCAUAACAAGAAGCGACCUAACAACCUGAUAAUAGGUCGCAUGUUUGACUACCACGUGCUAGACAUGAUUGAGCUGGGCGUUGAGAAGUUUGUAGCCCUAAAAGAUAUCAAGAACAGUAAGUGUCCUGAAGGGACAAAACCUAUGUUGAUAUUUGCUGGCGAAGUGUUUGAUGUGAAUGAAGAAUACAGAAGACUGAAGAGCCUUCUUAUUGAUUUCUUCAGAGGUCCCACUGUGCCCAGUAUUCGUCUGGCUGGUUUAGAGUAUGUUCUGCAUUUCACAGCUGUAGAUGGGAAGAUUUACAUGAGAAGCUACAAAGUGCUUCUGAAGAAAUCCGGCUGUAAAAUACCCCGAAUAGAACUGGAAGAGAUGGGACCUUCAUUGGAUCUGGUUAUGAGGAGGACACAUUUAGCCUCAGAUGACCUUUAUAAGCUGUCUUUGAAACAGCCAAAAGGCCUGAAGCCUAAGAAGAAGAAGAAUAUCUCCCACGAUGCGCUGGGUACAACUUACGGUCGAGUCCACAUGCAGAGGCAGGAUCUCAGUAAACUGCGGACACGGAAGAUGAAAGGCUUAAGAAAGAGGCAAGCAGAGAAGUCAGCUGAAGAUGGUGGGGCUGCUCCCAAAAAGGCAAAGUCAGCUUGACUGUCUGGGACAGCUUUGAAAACUCAUUGUAGUUUCAAAUUUAAAAUAUGUGUUGUAAUAUAAGUUGUCAGACAUAUAAGAUUUAGCUGCUGUUAGCUUUAGUUUUGUAACAAAAUAUCUUUCUAAUGGUUUGUCAUUUUAAAGGGAACAUUGGGGUAUUGAGCUUUAACAUGGAGCUUGGUUAUUUAAAAUAAAAAAUACGAUAUAACUUU